AUGUCAACUAGUGUAGUUGCCUAUUUUGCCUCCAACAUUCACCUCUCUCUCUCUCUCUCUCUCUCUCUCUCUCUCUCUCAAAAUGGCAAAUUGCCAUUUUCUUACCACUUGCCUUUUUUUCUUUUUAUAUUUUUCCAUUCAGUCUUUAAUAGCUCCUUCCCCUCCUCUUCUCUCCUUCCCCUCCUCUUCUCUCCUUCCCCUCCUCUUCUCUCCUUCCCCUCCUCUUCUCUCCUUCCCCCCUCCUCUUCUCUCCUUCCCCUCCUCUUCUCUCCUUCCCCUCCUCUUCUCUCCUUCCCCUCCUCUUCUCUCCUUCCCCCUCCUCUCCUCUCCUUCCCCCCCUCUUCUCUCCUUCCCCCCUCCUCUUCUCUCCUUCCCCUCCUCUUCUCCUUCCCCCCCCUCUUCUCUCCCUCCCCCUCCCUCCCUUCUCCUUCCCCCCCCCCCUCUCCUCUCUCCCCCCCUCUCCUCUCCCCUCCUCCCCUUCCCCCCUCCUCUCCUCUCCUUCCCCCUCCUCUCCUCUCCUUCCCCCCCUCCUCUCCUUCCCCCUCCUCUUCUCUCCUUCCCCCUCCUCUCCUUUUGUUCUCACACACAUGA
Messenger RNA from Acanthosepion pharaonis, 591 nucleotides. Lineage: Eukaryota; Metazoa; Mollusca; Cephalopoda; Sepiida; Sepiidae. The record is from the annotation of a GenBank genome assembly.